AUGAGACGUUUCCUAAAGACCUUCCAGGAAUGUUUUGAAUGCAUCUCACACAUACACGGGCACAAAGCCCUAUGUGCCAUCGUACCUGUGAAGAAACCAUUUUUAAAUUUCCCAACAAAAUGUAAAGGUGUAACCUCCAAGUCUCCCUCUCCCGUUUUUGCUCUCUGCACCAGAGGACUGGGGCCUGACAGCGUCUGGGGCUCCCCAGACGGAGGAUGGGACACCCCUGCUCCCCAACAGACAAGUAGACCAGAAGGAGGCAGAAAGGGCUGGAGAGGGGCCACUCCGCCUGGCAACACUGCCCUCCUCCAGCAGAUCCCUCACUGCCUCCAAAGAGUGGGCAUCAUGGUCAUCCUUGGGCUCCCACCCCAUUCCCCCACACGGACCCUCCCCAGCAGAGCAGCCAAGUCAAGGAAUGGGGCGAAACCACCGUCACGAAAGGAACGUCCAGUGCUAAGGAGGCAUCUGACCAAAGCCGCUGCUGGUUUGUGGGAAAGUCCACUUACUCGAUUAAGCUCAGAACUUUCAGCACUUCUCAUGACACAGACCAGUGUGCACGUCACAAAUUCACGCUGA
Molecule: messenger RNA, 576 nt
Organism: Rangifer tarandus platyrhynchus (Svalbard reindeer)
Lineage: Eukaryota; Metazoa; Chordata; Mammalia; Artiodactyla; Cervidae
Source: the annotation of a GenBank genome assembly